AUGCUAAUGGCCAGGAUAAAAUAUCAUAUACUGCCGAAGCUGAGCCCAAAACAGUACGGGUUCAUGCCACAAAAAAGCACCGAAGACUCCCUCUAUGACCUGAUGAAACAUAUAACAGCCAAACUAAAUGAGAAAAAGCUUAUUACAAUAGUAUCGCUUGAUAUAGAGGGAGCCUUCGAUAGUGCAUGGUGGCCUGCCAUCAGACUGAGACUGGCAGAAAAUGUUGGCAAAAAAAACAUAAGCAGAGUUAUAAAUAGUUACUUAGACGAGAGAAAGGUCAUGGUCAGAUACAGUGGCGAGCAGUAUACAAAGAUAACCAAUAAGGGGUGUGUACAGGGCUCGAUAGGAGGACCUGUAUUAUGGAAUAUACUCCUCGACCCUCUCUUAAAGGAUAUGGACAUAAUGGGUCACUAUGUGCAGGCAUUUGCAGACGAUAUCGUGCUGGUUUUUGACGAGGAAACAGGCCAGGGAAUAGAAAGACGUGCCAAUGCAGGUCUUGAACAUGUUCGGGGGUGGGGCAUCGAAAAUAAGCUACAAUUUGCACCGCAUAAUACCAGCGCUAUGGUGAUUACACGCAAGCUGAAAUUCGAUGCCCCACAACUGAGCAUGGGCGGGAUAAGCAUUGGCAUGUCAAAGGAGAUCAAAAUACUGGGGGCCACCGUUGACCAUAGGCUAACUUACAAUACACAUGUAGCUAAUGUUUGCAGAAAAGCCAUAAAUAUUCACAAACAGCUCGCAAGAGCAGCUAAGGUGAGCUGGGGCUUACAUCCGGAGAUAAUUCGCACGAUUUAUACGGCUACAGUCGAGCCAAUAAUUUUGUACGCGGCGAGCGUAUGGGUGACGGCCGCCGACAAAAUAGGCAUACGAAAGCAAUUAGGCGCGGUUCAACGCGGGUUUGCUCAAAAAAUGUGUCGACCCUAUCGCACAGUCUCCCUAAACUCGGCACUGGUGCUAGCCGGAGUGCUCCCGCUGGACCUUCGUAUACGUGAAAUGGCUUCACUGUACGAGGUUAGGAGGGGGGUGCCCCGGCCUGAACUAAGAGGUAGGGAGAUUGAGCAAAUGGCACCAGCUACACGAGCACCUCAUCCCGCAGACCAUAUAACUCUGAAGUUCAUGAGCCUGGUGGACCAGGAAUCAGUUAACGCAAACAGCGACUAUGCCGUAAAGAUAUAUACGGACGGCAGCAAGAUUGACGGUAAGGUUGGUGCCGCACUAUCCAUUUGGAGUGGUGCGGUAGAAACCAGACCCGUCAAACUUUGCUUGCCGUCCUACUGCACAGUCUACCAGGCAGAACUGCUCGCGAUAUGUGAAGCAACUAGAUACAUCACAAAGAACAAUGCGUCUACAUACGGGAUAUAUAGUGAUUCGACUGCGUCCCUUCAAACUAUUACCAACCUCGCUUCCCUUCAUCCCCUGGCAGUAAAAACAAGAAAGAAUUUAAAAACAGCUUCUCAACAGAACAAGGUUGUAGCCAUGUACUGGAUCAAAGCCCAUGCGGGGCUGGAGGGGAACGAGAGGGCCGAUUAUCUUGCCAAGGAGGCCGCACUAAACACCAAAAAGAAACCAGACUACGACCUUUGUCCGGUGUCAUUCGCAAAGCGAAUACUCCGUAUGGAAUCGCUUUGCGAGUGGAACAAAAGGUACGGGUCUGGCGAAACGGCAGGGACUACAAAAAUAUUUUUCCCGGAUGCGGUCGCCGCGUACAGAACCAUCCGCAAAUUUGAGCCAACCAACAUAACAACACAAAUAUUUACUGGGCACGCCUCCGUGACACGCAAGCAAACUACCAACCCCAAAGAAAUGAUCCCCACAACCAAGCCUGCUCUGAUAAUCUCACCAACGAAAGAAGUUCACAGCCCUGCUGAAAUUCUACAAAAAUGGAAAAAGUAUAUUUCCUUCCGAGACACCAACUUCUCCCCUGCGAGCGUCAAAUAUGUCUCCAAUAACAAACUCAGAGUUGAGUUUGAUACUGAAGUUCAAAGAGAUGAAAGUGAACAGCAAUGCAGCAGACAUCAAAGCUGA
Hyposmocoma kahamanoa is the source of this 2022-nucleotide messenger RNA. RefSeq lists its product as uncharacterized. Bases 1 to 2022 code for a protein of 673 amino acids. The transcript is spliced from 2 exons. Lineage: Eukaryota; Metazoa; Arthropoda; Insecta; Lepidoptera; Cosmopterigidae. The record is from RefSeq and is a predicted model, not a curated record. Gene Ontology annotation, molecular function: nucleic acid binding; RNA-DNA hybrid ribonuclease activity.